Molecule: messenger RNA, 2404 nt
Organism: Humulus lupulus (European hop)
Lineage: Eukaryota; Viridiplantae; Streptophyta; Magnoliopsida; Rosales; Cannabaceae
Product: UV-stimulated scaffold protein A homolog
Exons: 2
Coding region: 71-2059 (662 amino acids)
Biological process (GO): transcription-coupled nucleotide-excision repair; response to UV
Cellular component (GO): chromosome
Molecular function (GO): RNA polymerase II complex binding
Source: RefSeq, a predicted model, not a curated record
AUCUGGAGAGCUAUCGCUUAAGCCAUUUUCAAAUCCAAUUGCUCUCCUCUCUCCUCUCUCCACGGCGUGUAUGGCAAGAAAGAAAACCAGUUGUGUUGUAAUGGAAGAGGAGAGAGAAGACGCCGGAAGAGAAGGGAAGGUCAGGGCUCUCAUACAAAGGGCGAUCAACUCAACCGAACCAGAAGUCGAUCCACGCCUCCUCAAGGCCAUCAAAUUGGUGGUCCGCUACUCUGAAUCGGAACUCCGACUCGCCGCCCAUACCCUAUUGGACCUCAUGAAACGCGACCAUGCACAGGUUCGGUACCUUACCCUUCUCAUAAUUGACCAACUUUUCAUGCGGUCCAAGCUCUUCAGGGAGCUCCUUGUUGAGCGUAUGGACAUCCUCUUGACUCUGAGCAUCGGAUUUCGAGGGAAUCAGCCUCUUCCUGCUCCACCAGCUGUUGCAAGCCUUCUGCGUUCCAAGGCAAUUGAAUUUCUGGAGAAGUGGAACGAAUCAUUUGGGAUUCAUUAUAGACAGAUUAGAUUGGGGUUUGAUUACCUGAAGAAUACUCUCAGGUUUCAGUUCCCUAAUCUGCAAGCAAAUGCAGCUCGGAUUCAGCAGGAGAAAAGAGAGAGGGAGAGAAGGUCGAAAGAGAUUGUGUUUAACAAGUAUGAGACUUUGAAAGGGAAUUUCUCAUCCAUGGAGGAUGAAAUACAGACUACAAUUAAUGAGAUUGGAGAGUGUUUGGACAUUGUUCGUAGUGGAGAGAAACCCCCUGUGGCAUUGGAUUCAGUUGACGAGGAGGACUUUUUCGAGUUCCAUUCCAUUGAAAUGAGGCAGUUACGUAUCACCGCAUUGGAAGAAGGGGAAAAGGUUCAUGAGAGCACAGAUAAUAAAGUGGUUUUUGAUGCUUUGAGGGAGCUAUACAAGCUUGUAGUGACAAAGCAUUUAGUUUCAGUUCGAGAAGGGAUCUCUGUACUUGUGCGGGUUGAAUUGACGGAUAACAAAUUAAGAGAUUUGAUUUUAAAGGAUCUCAUUAAUAUCCAAAAUCGUCUUCUAUCAGUGAAGAAGAAGUGUGAAGAAGCAGGUUGUUCUCUUUUAAAUACUGAAAAUAAUAAUGAAGAAGAAGAUUUUUGGGAGGAGGGGAAAACUGAAUGUACUGAGAGUGGAAGUUCUAUUACACACCAAAAUGGACAUAAAAGUGUUGCCGUUGCAUCAGCAUCCACUAAGGUGGAAAAUGGUGGUCCUUCAUGCAGUGUUAAAGACCCAGGUAAGAAGAAAAUGUCUGGUGAAAGUCGUAGAAAUAAAUCAAACUCUCUGAAGAAUAAGCUUUUGGCUGAUGCUCCGGUUGUUCAAUGGGGCUCCCAGUUGGACAAUUGGAGUUCACAAAGGGAUGUAUUAGCCAACCAGAGGGGACUGGAGCUUGAAGGUCAUUGGGGUAGAGUGGACUAUGAUGCAGUCAUUCCAGCAGAGAAAAUUGCGGAAUUAAAUGUUCAGGCUACAGUAUAUAGUGAAGAUCCAGUUGAAAUUCAACCAUGUCGUGCCCCUUUGAGCAAAGGUGGACUUUGCCAGAGAAGAGAUUUGAAAGUUUGCCCAUUUCAUGGGCCUAUCGUUCCCCGAGAUAAUGAGGGAAAACCACUUGAUCAGGAUUCCUUCAAAAAUGAUGAGGCAAUUUCUGAUUCAGGUACUGACUUAGCAGAACGCAUAGCAAGACAAGCUGUGAAGAAUGUACGUGAGAGAGAUAAAGAGGCAGCAAUGAUGAGAGUAACUGAUAAACGGGCGUUGAAGCGUGCUAAACUUGCAAAAGUAAGGGAGCACAAUGAGGCUUGUUUAAAGGAUGCAGCGAUGGCUUCAACUUCAUAUUCUGCAUCUAUUGGAGAAGACAUGGAGGCAACUAUUGCACAGAAUCAGUCUUCUAGAAAGAUGCAGACACUUGCUUCGAUGCUCCAGAAGAAAGUUACUCCAAAAGAUAGGUUAGCUCAAAGGCUAUUAAACGCACGGACUAGGGGUGCAACUGUAUCACAACUUACGUCGGCUGAGGAUGUAAAAUACAGAGAAUCCUUCCCAAAUCAGUGGUAAAUGAAAUCUUCGUAUACGUUUGUUUAAUUAUUUAGAAAAUAAUCCAGACGCAGCAAGUAGGUAGAGAUUGCAAAAUAUUUUUCUUAAUAAGAGAGAUUGUUAACAUUGGAUUUCUGGUUUCACAGCUAAACGAAACAGACGAAACAAAAUGAUGUUUUCUUUCUUAGUUUUUAUAGCAUUUCAUUUUUUGUAAACGUAUAGGUUGGUUGAUCAGUCUUGUAAUAUAUGUUAUUUAUUGUUCUUUAAAUUAACGAGAAUGAUUUGUGUAAGAGGAGAUGAAUAAGAAGAUGGGAUUCAAUGUUGCUGGUGCAAAGCCACUAGUCUUGGAAGUUUUGUACCUUAUCA